Messenger RNA from Penicillium manginii, 792 nucleotides. RefSeq lists its product as uncharacterized. The transcript has a single exon. Bases 1 to 792 code for a protein of 263 amino acids. Lineage: Eukaryota; Fungi; Ascomycota; Eurotiomycetes; Eurotiales; Aspergillaceae. The record is from RefSeq and is a predicted model, not a curated record.
AUGUUCGUGACACACCCCGUUCCGUCCUCGCCAGCCACGCCCUAUCGCCAAACCGGCUACCACACACCGGCGCGACCUUCUCCCCUUGGCCAGCGCAACUCCAACAUCGCCACACCCCCAUGGACAAUGGCCUCCGCGGGACAGUCGAAGCCGGGCAUGGAUGAGAAUCAGUUCUCCCCUGUGCAAUUCCCGAGCUUCUCCUUCCACAGCAACCAGUCCCAGGGGCAAACGCAGGUCCACCAAGGACAGAAGCAGUCGUCAAACAUCUUCAGUCCCCCUUCAACCUCGCCCUUCCAACACCAACCUUCUGGGCUCAUGUCUCCUACCUCCCCCUCGCCCUCGAACAGACCCAAGUUCGCCGACCGCUACUCCGCUCAAAUCGCCAAUCCAAUGAAGACCACCACAUCGCUCGCCCGCUCCAAGACACGUAAGAUGUUCAUGAACCGCGUCAAGAACGACCGCGACUCGGGCCGCUUCGAGGCACGCGGCGAGCAGAUGAUGAUGGCGGAGCACAUGGCCGAUAGAAGGAAGUGGGAGGAGUCGAUGACCCGGGACGUGGAUUCCAUGACGCAAGGACUCGAGUUUGAGGAUGACAAUAUGCUCCCCGAGCAAGAGGCGGAUAUGCAAGCUCUGAAUGAAUUCGUUACACAGGAGGAGGCGAUGGAGAUGGCUCUGAGGGAAUCUGCGGGCUCGCAACAUGGGAUGAAUACUUCUUUCAGCGAUGACGAUUAUGACGAUAUCUUCAUGACCUUGCCCGACCCGGCUCAGUCACAGGACAUGGAUAUGUCGUGA